CUCUCUCUUUUAACUAUUUUUUGUUUCUUUGAUCAACCAAACAACAUUUCUCGCACUCAUAUUUGCUCCUCACCCAUUCUAUAUUUCUUGCGCCCGCUUCAAUGGAUCCUCGUCGACCGACUUUAAUCUUCUUGCCCCCGGAAAUCAUGGAGAACAAACCGUCAAAUAAACCGCUCCUCGCGACGGAUGGUUCAUCCACCGAAAGCGAUAGCAACUCCGCGAAGAGCGAGGAUACGAAACGACCGGCUUUAUCCAUUCCUUCAAACAUUCCCCCAGUCGUUCUAGACAAGAUCAAAUCACAGGACAAUCCUUUCCCGAUCGACUAUUACAACUUGUCGUUGGAUCCAAAAGUCGAGGAGAUCAUUCAGGGGGCUUUUCCGUCUUCAAUUUUCACCGGAAGAUGGACUUACAACAAUCUCCCGCAAUUUGGCGAUAUUCCUCACCCUUUUGCACCUAUAUUAACCCAGGGCCCAUCAUCAGCUAACAAGGAAUCGGACAAGGGCGCGGUCCAAAGGGAUUUACCCUGCUGCUUUCAUCAAAAGUAUGUUUGAGUCGCUCAUAUUAUUAUUCGACAUGAGGACAACGCAUUAACGUUUUUUAAGCCUGCUGCCAUGUGUACGUUGUGCGCUGCGUUUACAAGAUGGUGACCUUCGCGCUCUUUGCCGAAAGGAUGUUGGUAUGGAACAUUGAUGAUGCCUCGCAAUUUCACUCAUAUUUUCACUGUUCUGGGCCUUCAUUUAGCUGACAUGCUCUAGAAAAUGAGACUGAGACCUGUGUCGAAUGCGCUUAUGCUGGUCGCACAUGC
Messenger RNA from Trichoderma asperellum CBS 433.97, 805 nucleotides. The record is from RefSeq and is a predicted model, not a curated record. Lineage: Eukaryota; Fungi; Ascomycota; Sordariomycetes; Hypocreales; Hypocreaceae.